AAACCAUACCACCAUAUCCUCCAUUUUAUCACCUCUUAUUAAAUCCCACCCUCAUUCUCUCCACUCUUUGGCAAUUGGUAUUUCCUCCUCACAUACCACUUACCUAAAACCCCUCUAAACUCCUCUUACAAUGGCCACUGUCACUUCCUCUGCCGCCGUCGCCGUCCCAUCUUUUACCGGCCUCAAGGCCACGGUUCCGGCCAAGGCAUCAACAGUCAAAGUCAUACCCACCACCACCGCCGUCCCAAGAAUGUCAGUCAAGGCAUCCCUGAAGAACGUCGGCGCCGCCGUGGUCGCCACCGCCGCUGCCGGAAUUCUCGCCGGAAACGCCAUGGCCCUUGACGUCUUGCUCGGAGGCGAUGAUGGGUCAUUGGCUUUCAUCCCCAGUGACUUCACCGUUGCCUCCGGUGAGGAGAUCUUGUUCAAGAACAAUGCCGGAUUCCCACACAACGUUGUCUUCGACGAAGACGAGAUCCCUUCUGGUGUUGAUGCCGGAAAGAUAUCGAUGUCCGAGGAGGAUUUGUUGAAUGCUGCUGGUGAGACAUACAAAGUUACCCUCACUGAGAAAGGGACUUACAAGUUUUACUGCUCCCCUCACCAGGGUGCUGGUAUGGUGGGAAAAGUUACCGUUAAUUAACUAAUAUUUGAAUAAAUUCAUGAGUUUGUUGUAGAGCUAUUAUUAUAUUUUACAAAAAAUCUUGUUAAUUGGUACAAUUAGCACAUUUGUGUAAUCUUUUUUUUCUUCCCUUUAAUUAUUGUUUUAUAUCUUGUAUGAGCUAAUAAUUUUAUA
Molecule: messenger RNA, 790 nt
Organism: Chenopodium quinoa (quinoa)
Lineage: Eukaryota; Viridiplantae; Streptophyta; Magnoliopsida; Caryophyllales; Amaranthaceae
Product: plastocyanin, chloroplastic-like
Exons: 1
Coding region: 131-637 (168 amino acids)
Cellular component (GO): chloroplast thylakoid lumen
Molecular function (GO): copper ion binding
Source: RefSeq, a predicted model, not a curated record